AUGGCCAAACGUAUCUUAGGAUUGAGCAAAGCAGCCAAAGCUAAGAAACAAAAAACCGAAAAUGAACCGAUUGGUAAUGAAAAGGGUCAAUCUGAAGACUCAUCGAACCAAUUGACAGUGGAGCUACCCGAAGAAGUCGAUGCUGAUGAUGAAAUUUCUCAAUUGAAAGGUCUCUACAAAGCAUACACAAACUCAGAUCGCGAUAAUGAGCUAAUAGUCAAUGGAAUCAUUCACGAGUGUGAUCGAUUGUUACGUAAUCAAGAAGAAGGUUCAUCAUUACCAGCCACCUUCUACAAAAUUUACUCCAUUGCCUUGAGCGAACUUGCCAAUUUCCACACUGACGAUGUCAAACAAAUCAAGGAAUAUUUUGAUGCUAGUUUGGACAGAAUAGAAAGUGGGUUAGAAAAGCAUCCUGAUGAUGUUGAAUUGUUGUUUACUCGUUCAAAGAUUUUAAUCAAUCAAAUCGUCUUGCAGUAUGUUUCACAAUUGAAGUUGAGCAGUGAAGUCAGCGAGGCAAACGUUAAGGAAUUAUUGGACACUGCGUUGAAGGUGUACGAACUGGCUGAACUAAAAGCAGGUGAAUUGUCCCAAUUUGAAGCCUUCAAUAAUGAUGAAUAUUUCGACAUUUUAGAAGCAGUCGAUGAUUUGUUGGAUAUAGUGGACAAUUUCGGUAAAGAAGAAGUUGAAAAUGAAGAAGAUAAGGAAAGCAAAGACAAGGAUAAUGAAACUCACGAGGUCGAUGAUGAAGACGAAGAAGAAGAAAUUGAAUUGGAUGGGACUCAUCCAUUAUAUCCAAUCCAAAACACCGACGAAUAUAAUCAAUGGUGGAGAGAUCAUACAGUUAAAUACCUCGAUAAUUUGAAUAAAAUCGCAUCACCUUCUGAAUCAUUACUUAGAGAAGUGAAUCAAAGAUUGGGUCAAUCGUACCUUCAGGAGUCAGAAAUCCCAACCAAUGUGUACACUUCUUUGAAAUAUGAUGAGGAUUAUGCAGGUUUAGAAGAACUAGAAGGUUUGUCCAUUGAUCAGGCUCAAGAAAUCGCUAAAAAUCUCAUAAACAAGGCGUUGGAACAUUUAAAAAAAGCAGAAGAUAAAGAAGAACCUGAAUCAUGGGUUAACAUAGCUGAAGCUAUGAUCACUUUGGGUAAUUUAUACGAUUUAGACUCAAAAGAGCAGGAGAAAUUGUACGAUGAAGCUGAGACAAUUUUGAAAAAAGCUAAUAAUGCAACUAAUGGAAGAUAUCAAGACGUGUUGGAGAAUCUUUUAGCAAAUUGA
Messenger RNA from Lodderomyces orthopsilosis Co 90-125, 1272 nucleotides. RefSeq lists its product as uncharacterized. Bases 1 to 1272 code for a protein of 423 amino acids. Gene Ontology annotation, cellular component: nucleus. Lineage: Eukaryota; Fungi; Ascomycota; Pichiomycetes; Serinales; Debaryomycetaceae. The transcript has a single exon. Gene Ontology annotation, molecular function: protein binding. Gene Ontology annotation, biological process: positive regulation of SREBP signaling pathway; translational termination; positive regulation of cellular response to hypoxia. The record is from RefSeq and is a predicted model, not a curated record.